Messenger RNA from Mycena indigotica, 1116 nucleotides. Its product is annotated as D-amino-acid oxidase. The coding region runs from base 1 to 1116 and encodes 371 amino acids. NCBI's taxonomy places the organism in Eukaryota, Fungi, Basidiomycota, Agaricomycetes, Agaricales, Mycenaceae. The record is from RefSeq and is a predicted model, not a curated record. The transcript has 9 exons. Gene Ontology annotation, molecular function: FAD binding; D-amino-acid oxidase activity.
AUGACUUCCACUGGCAUGUUGCAAGUUCCCGAAGUUUUCGUGAUUGGAGCUGGCGUGAUUGGUCUCUCUGCUGCCAUUCGUGCGCUUGAAGCUGGCUAUAAGGUCACUAUCUUCGCGGAAGUGUUUCCUGCGAUAGAUGCUCGAAGCGUCAAGUCCCCAGGAUCUCUCAUGGCGGAAUUAGAGCGAGAGACACUCGACGUGUUUCUGGACCUUGUAGAGCAAGAUCCGAAUGUCCCUGUAAUGGUUCGACCGCAUUUCAGGUUCAUCGAGACUGCAAGUAUGCGAACCGACGCUGCUAUCGAGCGAAGAAUCCACCUCGCCAACUUUUACCCAGACUAUCGUAUUCUCGAGGAGAAUGAAAUCCCUAAAGGAAUGUCUGGAGGAGAAACCAACGCAACAGUCUGUGUCGAUGUGCCGAAAUAUCUUCCUUAUUUGAUGGAACUCUUCUUCGCGUUGGGAGGUUAUGCUUUCAGGACCAAAUCGCCUCUUUCAUCGCUUUCAAGUCUCCUCACCGGAAAGCAUCCGGAACUGGAGCAGAUUCGCGAAGACGGAUCUUCUACGAGCCAAUUCACGACCACACCGACUCUGACGCCUGGGGCCUUGGUAAAUUGCACUGGGCUCGGCGCAAGGCACCUUGAAGACGUUCUGGACACACAGGUGCAUCCUAUUCGAGGAGAAACACUGAUCAUACGUGCACCAUGGGUCAACCCAAGCAUCACCUUCCACUUCAACAACUCGGAGAUAUCAUACAUUAUUCCAAGACAAAGCGGGGACGUCGUGGUUGGGGGAACGUUCCAGGUCGGUGAUAUGCACCCGGUAAAUAGACCAGAUACAGUCAGAGCCAUUAAGGAAAGGAUUGUACAAGCAUAUCCAGAAAUUUUGCACCCGGAGAAGCGGCAGCACGGGGGCAUCAACGACUUGGAGGUGAUUGCAGAGUGCGUGGGCUUCAGACCAGCAAGAACAGGGAGCGUUAGGUUGGAAACCGAUGAAAUUGAUGUCGAUGGUCGGCGAGUACCCGUCAUCCACAACUACGGCCAUGGCGGAGGCGGAUAUCAAUCGUCGUGGGGGUCGGCCCGGCAUGCCGUAGAGUUGCUUAAACAAGUUUCUCCUUUGUAG